Molecule: messenger RNA, 1749 nt
Organism: Ipomoea triloba (trilobed morning glory)
Lineage: Eukaryota; Viridiplantae; Streptophyta; Magnoliopsida; Solanales; Convolvulaceae
Exons: 6
Coding region: 204-1598 (464 amino acids)
Source: RefSeq, a predicted model, not a curated record
UCCUGUGCUCUUCAGCCACCAUAACAAAUCUUUUCUCCUCCACAAAACGCUCUCCCUCUCCGUAAUUACAACUGCGCCCGUUGCCCGCCUUUUUUUCGCCGGAAACUUCAUCGGAAGCUAUUUUUAACUGCUCCAUCGCAAAGGGAGUUUCCUGAUUGUGCAUCGUGGCUUGUGAAUUGAUCGGUUGAAGUAGAAGCUGCAACAUGUCUUUCCAUGGCAAGGAAUUUUGGAUACCGAAAGGGGUUGGGCAUCCAGUGGAUGGUGACACAGUGUUUGAUGGCUCAUCUAGACUUGAAGCAAAGCGUACUCACCAGUGGCUAUCUGAAGCUACUGAACCGGAACUAAUUUCUAAUAAAAAACAAGCUGUUGAUGCGUCAGUCAGCAAGUCAGCUUCAGGGAUUGCUCUGGCAAGUUCUCUAUCUUGGGAGAAUUCAUCUACUUUUCAGUCAGUGCCAAACCAAUUCAUGGAUCGGCUUUUUGGAUCUGAUGCAACAGGGUCCGUAAGUUUAGGUGAAAGAAACUUGUCUCCUGCUGGCACAGAUUCCAAUUUGAGGAAAAAGGUGAUUGAUGAACAGUUUGGAAACGAUUCAUUUGUUGGUUUGUCAAUGUCUUACGGCAUUGAAGAACCAGAGACCUGCAUUAGUUACAGUGGACUUAGAAAAGUAAAAGUGAAUCAGGUUAAGGACUCUGAUGAUGGCUUAAAUGCACACAUGGAACAAAAUCUUGGUUUGCCCAUGAAUCAGGUGUUCAGUGAGGGAUCUGAAACCACUUUCAUACCAAUGGGGCAAGGUUAUGGUAAGCAAGAUGAAAAUGUCUCAUUGAUUGAUCAUUCCUAUGACAGCCAUGAUGCAAAUAUGAGACAAAUAGAUUCCACCUUGGAGAAAGAUGGUAAUAAUUCAUUAUCACGCAUUCACUCAUUCAAGAAAGGGGACUCUAGUACAAUAUUCUUUGGUGGAUAUCAAGAGGAACCUGAUCUUGAUGCUCUGGGAAGACCAAUUAGUAGCUAUGACUAUUUUUAUAAUCAAUCUACAGUACAAUCAUCAGAAACAGAAGGUAACAAGGAGUUAGAUGGGUUGAACGUGAAUACAACUGUUUGCACCACUCAAGUGAUUCAACCCAGAAUUGAUCCUGUGCCUAAGAAUAAGCCAGAAGCAAAACCUGCUGCUAAGAAAGAAGCUCCAAACAGUUUUCCAUCAAAUGUUAGAAGUUUGAUUGCAACUGGAAUGCUUGAUGGGGUGCCUGUAAAAUAUAUCUCUGUUUCUCGAGAGGAGCUGCGUGGGGUUAUAAAAGGUUCAGGAUAUCUGUGUGGUUGCCAAUCAUGUAACUAUUCUAAGGCACUUAAUGCUUAUGAAUUUGAGCGUCACGCUGGUUGCAAGACAAAGCACCCAAACAAUCACAUAUACUUUGAGAAUGGUAAGACCAUUUAUCAGAUUGUCCAAGAGCUAAGAAGCACGAGAGAGGGUGAGUUGUUUGAUGCAAUUCAGACUGUGACUGGUUCCCCAAUCAACCAAAAAGCUUUCAGAAUUUGGAAAGAGUCGUACCAGGCUGCCACUCGGGAGCUUCAGCGGAUAUAUGGGAAGGAAGAACUAAAUAUGUAGGUUCGGUUGUACUCAUGUGCUGCUUGUAAGAUAAGAUGUCAGUGAUUGUAUUCUGUACAGAAGAAACCUUCAAUUUUUGUGGUUGUGUUAAAUUUGUAAGAUUUCCUAAUCUUUCAAGUUUGAAGCAUUGCGGUUUUAGUUCGCUUUGUUA